Messenger RNA from Phycomyces blakesleeanus NRRL 1555(-), 1731 nucleotides. RefSeq lists its product as hypothetical. The coding region runs from base 1 to 1731 and encodes 576 amino acids. The record is from RefSeq and is a predicted model, not a curated record. NCBI's taxonomy places the organism in Eukaryota, Fungi, Mucoromycota, Mucoromycetes, Mucorales, Phycomycetaceae. The transcript has 7 exons.
AUGGCUCGUCGAUGGAAUAUUCCGGAAUAUAAACUUCUGGUCACAAUAGAUCUCGGAACAAAUCUUUCUGGUUACCUUUUGACGCAUUUUAAGCAAGAAGCAGAUAUAAAUCCUAUAACUGCUUUACCUGUAGCCAGACACUGGUUCGGAUGGAGGCUUAUUCAAGAAAUCCAGCGCUUAGAAAACAAUAGGGAUACUGAGCAAAUUAGCCAAGACUUGUUGAUGCUAAUAAGGAAUUUGAUCUUGGCUGACAUAAACAUACAGUACCCCUUUUUCGACGAUCGUACAAGAUACAGAUAUGCUCUUCCAGCCCCGGCUAGCUGGUCCGAACGAGCCAAGCUCAAAAUACGGUCUAAUGCUGCCGCGAUUAAUCUAAUCAAUCAUCAAGACGAUCCAGGAAGGAUGAUGCUUAUUGACGAAACCGUGGCCGUUGCCGUGUUUGCUGAUCAUGUAUUCUCGGGCCUGAAUAGCCCACAUUUACAAAGUUUUAUGGUUUGCAAUGCUGGCACGGGACUUUUAUCCAUUAGUGUAUUUGAGAAGGAGACAGACGAAGAGUCGGAGACAGGUACAGGAAGUCUCAAAGAAAUCACAAUGGAAACCUGUGUCUUUUGGGGAUCUGCCUUUUUGGAUCAUUAUUUUGAGAUUCUGGUAAGACUCAAGGCUUCAAAUCUUGAAGACUACAAAGAGAGCGAUGUGACAGGAACUUUAGAUGAAUUCAGGCGAGCAUUAAAGAUUUUCUAUGAAAAUAACUGUCAUGACGAGGAUAUAAUGGAUUUAUUAAGAGCAGUUAAUGAAAGAUACACAAGAGGGUAUAAAACCACGGGUGAUAAUGAUGGAUUUACGCUGUAUGAGAUUGGCGUAUAUGUCUUUGAUCCAGUGAUUGAUCAGGUAGUCCAUACGAUCGAGGACCACCUUAAACAACUUGGGGAUCGAAAUCUAAGCACCAUGUUUACGACCGGGAGACUUGGGGAGUCCAAUUAUUUUAUGAAGCGGAUCACACAAGCUUUCAGUAACCGAUUUAAUCAUUUCGAGAGUUUUGGAGAAGAAACCAGACCUGUGAUGAGAGGAGUCAGCUUGUUUUCUGCUAACCCCAAAUUAGUCAGUCAAAGGAUCGUACGCUACUCGUAUGGAGUCAAGCUGGGUUCGCCCACUGUCAGGCCCGAUGGUUUGCCUCCGGUCGACGAAGACAGAUUUUAUGUGUGUGUUAAAAAAGGCGAGGCAGUUGGCGAGGACAUUUGGUCCAGUACCGAAAUUCCUUGGAAUAAGAAAUUUCUUCCGAUUAAAGCUGAUAAUGACAGUAACAAUAAAGCUUUGUAUGCAUACUAUGAUGAUGGUCCGAUUCCCGACUACCCUGAUGCUGAGAAGCUUGAUUUAGUAUGCAUUUCUGACUACAAUUCUCCAAGGAUUAGUCCAAGGGCUAUCAAGCGUGAGAUGAUGGCUGUGAAGUUGUGCUUUCGUAUAGACAGAGUUGAUGUCAAGGUGAAUUAUGCGAGAGGAAAGGAUUACAAAUACGACGUUGUUUGGGAUCCAGUUGGAGAAAGGGUAACCCGGCGUAUGGUUGAGAUUAACCCACCACCAUCCGUCACAACUUGGUAUAUGUAUAGAGAUGCAGUUAGUAUUUACUAUAGCAAAAUAUAUUCAAGUUCAAUGGCUUUACAUCCAUUUAUAAGAAUUACUUGGCCACUUGUUCAUUUGUCUCUAUGUAUUAAGCUAACGGUAAUGAGACCUUAA